This is a messenger RNA of Penicillium brevicompactum, 843 nucleotides long. RefSeq names its product putative thiol methyltransferase. Bases 1 to 843 code for a protein of 280 amino acids. Lineage: Eukaryota; Fungi; Ascomycota; Eurotiomycetes; Eurotiales; Aspergillaceae. The record is from RefSeq and is a predicted model, not a curated record. The transcript has 2 exons. Gene Ontology annotation, molecular function: thiopurine S-methyltransferase activity.
AUGACUGUCCCAAUGCAAACCAACAUCGAUCCCAAGGAGAUCCAGGCCCACCUAUCCCAAUACAAGGGCGACAAGUAUGUCGAAGGCUGGGCCUCCCUCUGGGAUAAGGGCGACAAGCUGCCCUGGGACCGGGGCUUCCCCAACCCAGCUCUGGAGGACACCCUCGUCAAGCAGCGCCCAACCAUUGGUGCGCCCGUUACCGAUGCCGGCAGGCGCAAGGCGCUGGUCCCCGGCUGCGGGAGGGGCGUUGACGUCCUCUUGCUCGCGAGCUUCGGGUAUGAUGCCUAUGGUCUAGAGUACAGCUCGGCUGCUAUCGAGGCUUGCAAGAAGGAGGAGAAAGAGAAUGCCAAUUGGUAUCGGGUGCGGGAUCAGUCGGUAGGCACCGGCAAUGUCACUUGGAUCCAAGGUGACUUCUUCGAUGAUGCUUGGUUACAGAGCAUUGGCUUGCCAUUGAACUCUUUCGAUGUUAUCUAUGAUUAUACGUUCUUCUGUGCUCUUGAGCCAUCGCUGCGUCCCAAGUGGGCGCUCCGUCACACCCAGCUUCUGGCUCCCUCCCCCGCGGGGAACUUGAUCUGCCUCGAGUUCCCGCGUCAUAAGGAUCCCCUAGCUGCGGGGCCCCCAUAUGGUGCCUCCUCAGAAGCAUAUGUGGAGCACUUGAGUCACCCAGGCGAACAAAUUGCUUACGAUGACAAGGGUGUCGUGAAAUACGAGCCUCUUCGGGAACCCAGUAAGAACGGCCUGGAGAGAGUGGCAUACUGGAAGCCAGAGCGCACUCACGAGGUAGGCCAAGGAGAGAACGGAGUGAUCCACGACCGAGUUUCCAUCUGGCGUCGCCGCAAUUAA